Molecule: messenger RNA, 1328 nt
Organism: Paraphaeosphaeria sporulosa
Lineage: Eukaryota; Fungi; Ascomycota; Dothideomycetes; Pleosporales; Didymosphaeriaceae
Product: gibberellin 2-oxidase
Exons: 5
Coding region: 1-1128 (375 amino acids)
Molecular function (GO): dioxygenase activity
Source: RefSeq, a predicted model, not a curated record
AUGGCCCCAGGAUUGGUCGAAACAGCGAGCCAGACGUCGCAGAAACUACCCAUUGAGAAGUGGGUGCGACCAGAGCCCACCAAAGAGAAUCUAGAAUGGGCGCCACUUUCUACGAUUGAUCUUUCUCGUUUCGAUGAGCCAGGGGGCAAACAGGAGCUUGCGAAGCAGCUCUAUGAUGCAGUCACACGAGUAGGCUUUUGGGUGGUGACCAACACCGGAAUCGAUGAUGAGCGUGUACUUCGUCAAUUUAGCAUCGGCAACACCUUCUUCAAAGGGAGUUUAGAAGAGAAGAAGAGAUUUCCAUGCAACUUCGCGGAAGGCGAGUAUUUCGGCUACCGUGAAAAUUCGCGAUGGAUUGGUGACACAGGAGUGAAAGAGAAUAUCGAAAUGCUGAACAUCCACAAAGAUAUCCCUGCGUGGAAGGACGUCGGGAAGCAUCGCGUAACUGAAGAGAACUGGGAGGAGAUUCGUACAUUUCACCGUGAUCUCUGGGAAAAAGUCGCACGCAAGCUAUUCGUUUUGAUUUCGAUCAUGCUGGAGCUGCCGGAAAACUAUCUUGCCGAUGCGCACGCUUAUGACGAGACAUCGGACGACCAUCUUCGGUACAUGAUCUACAACGUACGAUCGCAAGAAGAAUGGGACAAGGCGCAAGCGUACUCCAAGGGCGGACAUACCGACUUUGGCAGUCUGACUUUACUUUUCUCGCAGCACGUAGCUGGUCUGCAAAUCCGCACUCCGGAGGGAGAAUGGAAAUACGUCAAGCCUGUGUCCGGCGGGAUUACCUGCAACGCUGCCGAUACCCUCACGUUUCUAACCAAUGGCUUCGUCAAAUCGACCAUUCACCGAGUAGUCACCCCGCCUUCAGAUCAGCUCAAGAUCCCACGCCUCGGUCUCCUCUACUUUAGCAGACCAGGCGAUAACACGCCCAUGCGAACUGUGCCUUCGCCAUUGCUUGAUCGUCUGGGUCUAAUCCCGGAGGAGCACAAAGAUACGAGCAAGCCCGUGCCUACGGGGACGGAGUACGUUAGAGCAAGAGUUAGGGACGUGCAUCAUAAGACUGUUUUAGACAAGCGAGAAGGGACCAAGUUCCAGUUCAAAGGGCUAUCGGUACAGAAUUACUACGAGUGAGACUAUAUCUGGGCAAAACCGCCAUCAAUAUAGCUCCAAAUAAAGAGUCUGAAUCACCCGGCAUACACAUCCUGCGUUCCAACGUCCACAGCAUGCCAGCCAAUUUCAAGCACAGAAAACGCCCGCGGAACCAGGAAAGACACCCCUACUUGAGUACAUCCUUCGCCGUCUUCUUCUAUUUCCGCUCUUAUCAAAGCCAC